CAAUUUCCAUUUACGCGACGAUCGCUUUUAAGAUCGGUCGUCGGUCAGCGCAAAAUUUGCAGCAUACUAGGGGCUCCCCUUUUUUGUUAUCGUUUUCGAUUGUUGUGUUUUUUUUUUUGGUGUUUUUUUUUUUAAUUUUUUUUUUUUUGGCUCUCUUGCGCGGGCAAGCGGCAAUAUAAAAUUGAAGCGCAUACAAGCGCAGCAUUUAGUCGAAGUUUGAAGUCGAAUAAAGCGGGAACACUCUCCCACACAUACACAUUCGCAAAUUGCACUCACUCUCUCGCUUGAAGAGCCGGCAGCAGGAAGAAGAAGAACUGAAAGAGCGUUGCAAGCAUCCCCAACAACAACAAACAGUCAACCUGCUGAUAGACACAACGAAAUGAUUACGCAAAAAACUCAUCUGCUGAUGCUGCUCCUCAUGGGACUGAUAGCGGCCUGUCUAGCCAACGAGUUGCCCUCCAACCUCACCCAACUGGAUGUCAAUGAGAUUCCCCAGCGAUACGAUGAGGCGCAACUCUGGAGGAUCUACAACAUCUCGGAGGCGAUGCAGCACCGCGUGCCCGUGGGACAAAUGCUGGAACAGAAGUUCGGGGGCAACAUAUGGAAGGAGAACUCCAAGUUUCUGGACAUCUCCAUUGCCAGGGAUCAAUUGAAGGCGGCACGUAGCUUUCUGUCCGCCCACCGUCUGGAUCCCCAGAUUUUGUCCCACAAUGUCCAAGCCAUGAUCGACGAGGAGCUGAUUGGAGGCAUUGAGGCCACUUCGAUGGCGCACGGAAGUCGAACGAAAAAGUCCGCGAGGAGCAGCAUGCACUGGAAGGACUAUCAUGACCUGGACACCAUAUAUAGCUUUAUGCGGGAGAUCCGCAGCAAGUUUCCCAACAUUGUGCGAUUGUAUACUAUUGGCAAGACGGAGCAGGGUCGCGACCUAAAAGUGCUCAGAAUCUCGGAAAAUCCCCGCGAGAACAAGAAGGUGUGGAUCGACGGCGGCAUCCAUGCCCGCGAAUGGAUCAGUCCCGCAACGGUCACCUUCAUCCUGUACCAACUGAUGUCCAACUGGGAGAACCAGCCGGCGCACAUCCGUGGCCUGACCUGGUACAUAAUGCCGGUGAUGAACCCGGAUGGCUACGAGUACAGCCGGACGACCAAUCGCCUGUGGCGCAAGAAUCGCUCGAAAUCGCGACGUGCCCAGUGCAACGGUGUGGAUCUGAACCGAAACUUUGACAUCGGCUGGAAUGGCUACGGGUCAUCGACGAAUCCCUGCAGCGACACCUACCGCGGAUCUUCGCCAGCUUCGGAGCUGGAAACGCGAGCGGUGGCCGAGUUGGAGAAGCGAAAGUACAAUCUGGAAGCGUAUCUGACGUUCCACAGCUACGGUCAGAUGAUCGUCUAUCCGUGGGCCUACAAGGCCGUCAAGGUCAAGGAUGCGGGUGUCCUGCAGCGGGUGGCCAGCCUGGCAGCGGAGCGGAUUGUCCAGAAGACGGGCACGGCGUACAGAGCGGCCGUUACCCACGAGGUACUGGGAAUCGCAGGCGGUGGCUCCGACGACUGGAGUCGUGCCGCUUUAAACGUCAAAUAUGUGUACACCAUUGAGCUAAGGGAUCGUGGCGCAUACGGCUUCGUCCUACCGCCGCGUUUCAUCAAGGACACAGCUCUCGAGGGCUGGACAGUGACGGAAACGGUGGCCCAGGCGAUUGGCCCCAGUUCAUCUACUUGAACACGGCUCAAUCUGCUCCAAAUCUUGGUAUAAUUUGUAAUACGUUUUUUUUACAACCCACCUUGUGUGUUUGAACUGCAUGUGUGCCUGAAGGAUUAUUUAUGUUGGUUUGUUUGCGUGUUUGGGUCCGUGAGAGAGUGUGUUUAUUUUUGGGUGGGCUGCUGUAUUCUUUGAAUUCGUACGGCGGACAAUAAACGAAAGCUAUGCUAUUUAUUACUAUA
Molecule: messenger RNA, 1935 nt
Organism: Drosophila gunungcola (fruit fly)
Lineage: Eukaryota; Metazoa; Arthropoda; Insecta; Diptera; Drosophilidae
Product: carboxypeptidase B
Biological process (GO): proteolysis
Molecular function (GO): metallocarboxypeptidase activity; zinc ion binding
Source: RefSeq, a predicted model, not a curated record